AUGGACCAAAAUAGGCGUCAAAAACUUGGCUUGACUGGUUUAUUACCUGCUCAGAUUGAGACAAUUGAUAUCCAAAAAUCUCGUGCCAUGCGUAUGCUUCGUUCAAAAUCAACAAUGUUAGAAAAGUAUGUCUUUAUGGCACAACUGCGCACAACCAAUAUCAACCUCUUCUACAAGAUUGUGAUAGAGGAACUGGAGGAACUGGCUCCUGUCAUUUAUACCCCGACAGUAGGUACAGCUUGCCUAGAAUAUUCGACCAUUUACCCAUUUUUAGCACCUCCCGGUGUACCGGAUGGCCUUUAUCUAAACAAAACGGAUAGCGUUGAUGCUAUGUCUCAGUCUAUAUCAAACUAUGUUCCUGUUGAAGGUUACAAGCCAGAGAUUGCUGUCAUUUCUGACGGUUCGCGUAUCUUGGGCUUGGGUGACUUGGGUGUCAAUGGCAUUGGUAUUCCUAUCGGUAAACUCCAAUUGUAUGUUGCCGGUGCAGGUAUUGACCCUCGACGCACACUACCUGUAAUCUUGGAUAUGGGAACCAAUAAUGAACGCCUUUUGAAUGAUGAAUUGUACAUCGGUCUACGGGAAAAGAGACCUGAUGAGGAAGAGUUUUAUAGAACUGUUGAUAAUGCUUUAAACGCCCUUUGUACCGCUUACCCUGGUAUUUUAAUUCAAUUUGAGGAUUGGUCAACGGAGCAUGCUUUUGAACUGCUGGAGAAAUACCAAAACAAAAUAUUGUGCUUUAACGAUGACAUUCAAGGUACAGGUGCGGUUAUUCUGUCGGGCGUUAUCAAUGCCAUUCGUAAGGUACAAAAGGAAAACGAUGUAUCUCCCACAGAUCAUCGCAUUGUUUUCUAUGGUGCUGGCUCAGCAGCCAUUGGAGUAGCACGUCAAAUCCAAGGUUAUUUUCAAACAGAACAUGAUAUGACAGAAGAAGAAGCUAGAAGGGCAUUUUGGAUUGUUGAUUCGAAGGGUCUUAUUACCACGACAAGAGGUGAUAAACUAGCACAGCAUAAGGUUUAUUACGCAAGGGAUGAUACAGAAGGACAACAGUACAAAGAGUUGCAAGAUAUUGUCGAUUAUGUGAAGCCAACCAUCUUGAUUGGUCUGUCCUCCAUCCCAGGAGCCUUCAAUAACGAGGUUCUUUCCCGCUUAGCAGAAUUCAAUAAACAGCCUAUUGUUUUUUCUCUUUCCAAUCCUGCUACGCAGGCUGAAUGCUCCUUCAGACAAGCUAUGGAAGCUACGAAAGAGACAGUUAUCUUUGCUUCCGGUACCGCUUUCCCUCCAUAUACCAUCCAGUCCACUAAUGAAAUCAAAUAUCCUGGGCAAGGUAACAAUAUGUACAUUUUCCCCGGACUCGGUUUGGGAGGAGUUGUUUCCAAGACCAAGUUUAUUACAAAUACCAUGAUAUACGAAGCCGCCAAAGCCUUGGCUAAUUCUUUAACAGAAGAUGAAAUAGCACAGGGUUGGCUAUAUCCUUCUUUGAAACGUAUUCGUGAAGUCUCAGCCAAGGUAGCAACAGCCGUUUGUGAACAAGCCAUUAGGGAAAAGCUAGCCACUUCUAAAGAGUUGCUCGAAGCCAAUCGCAAUAAGAAUGAGGGUAUCUUGAGUUUUGUCAAAGCAAACAUGUGGUCUCCUGACAACACUGCAUUAACUGAGCAGGACGGUAUUGUACGAAAUGGAAAGCUUUAA
Mycotypha africana is the source of this 1686-nucleotide messenger RNA. RefSeq names its product malic enzyme, NAD binding domain-containing protein. The transcript is spliced from 5 exons. Gene Ontology annotation, cellular component: mitochondrion. Bases 1 to 1686 code for a protein of 561 amino acids. Gene Ontology annotation, biological process: malate metabolic process; pyruvate metabolic process. The record is from RefSeq and is a predicted model, not a curated record. Gene Ontology annotation, molecular function: malate dehydrogenase (decarboxylating) (NAD+) activity; NAD binding. Lineage: Eukaryota; Fungi; Mucoromycota; Mucoromycetes; Mucorales; Mycotyphaceae.